AUGUCAAGAAAACACUUCAUCGACGGCGAGGAUGCCAAGGAUCUUGUCCAGGACGCUCUCAGAGGUCUCACUGUUCAGCAUCCCGAGCUUGUGCUUGAUGUGGCAAAUAAAACUGUCUACAAUUCCAGACACGAUUCGAACGAAUGUGUGUCUGUCGUGUCAGGAGGCGGCGCUGGUCAUGAACCCGCGCAUGCCAUGCUAGUAGGAAAUGGAAUGCUUGCCGCCGCAGUCUCGGGGAAUAUAUUCGCAUCUCCUGGAGUGCCCCAGAUCUUCCAAUGUAUUCAGAGGAUACACGGUACUGCGGGGACAAUUGUCGUCUUGAAAAACUACACAGGCGACGUUUUCCACUUCAGCCUAGCCAUUGAGAAGCUCCGCGCAAAUUUUGGUGCGCGUGUAGAGAUUGUGGUUGUCGGUGACGAUGUCGCUGUUGGUAGGAGAAAGGGGGGCAAGGUUGGCAGGCGAGGACUAGCAGGCACUGUUCUCAUGCACAAGAUCCUUGGCUCCAUGGCUGUGUCGAGAGAGAGUAUCGAGAAGUGCAUGGCCAUGGCGGCGCAGGUCAACAAGGGCUUGGCGACCAUGGCCGUGUCUCUAGACCAUGUUCGCAUACCCGGUCAGCCGCUCAGCGAAACCGAACUGCAGGACGAGAUAGAACUCGGCAUGGGUAUUCACAACGAACCGGGCUCGAUGCGACUCAGGCCCCAGCCUGAAAUCAAGCAGGUUGUGGAGAUUGUCUUGAGCCGUCUCUUGGACACCAACGACGAGGAUAGAGGUUUCGUCGACUUUUCGGGAGCUGAGGAUGUCGUUCUAAUGAUUAACAAUCUAGGGUCGCUGUCAGUCCUGGAGCUAUCAGCCAUCACAUGGAAGAUUCAUGAGCACUUGGGACGCCGAGGAAUUAAGCCGUCGAGGACCUAUAGUGGCACUUUCAUGACCAGUCUCAAUGGCCCAGGCUUCAGUGUUACUCUUCUCCGUGCCAAUGCGGAAAUGCUAAGACAUUUGGACACUGCUACAGAUGCACCCGGAUGGCCAGUAUCUGUCAUUGCCUCCCGGACGGCUGAUCCAGAAAGGUCAAUUUCGCUCUCAUCUUUACCUCUCUCAACGGGAAUCAGGAAUGAAAGUAAUAAAAUUGGACCCAAAGUCGACUACGACUUGUUCAGACAAUGUGUCAUGAGCGCUUGUCAGGCUGGUAUAGCUGCCGUCCCGAAUAUAACCAGAUACGAUACCAUAGUAGGAGACGGGGACUGUGGUAUAACUCUUCAGCGCGGAUGCGAAUCGGUUUUGGGGCUAUUGAAAAGAGAUCAGGAAGGCAAGGGUGAGACCGCCUUGACACAUAUUUUGCGCAUCGCGCGGGCAGUAGAAGAGAAUAUGGAUGGGACGUCUGGUGCCAUAUACGGACUUUUUGUCAACGGGCUUGCCGCAAGUAUACGUACGAUGGAGUCGGAAAAACGGAUGGGACAUGAACAGUGGGUUCGAGCCGCGCACGGAGCCUUGUUCGCAGUCCAAAAAGUAACCCCGGCAAGAUCAGGGGAUAGGACACUCAUGGAUGCACUUGAGCCAUUCAUUGCUGCAUUGACGAAGAAUGGUGUCGACGCUGCUUUGCAGGCAGCUGCCCAAGGAGCGGAGUCGACAAAAGGGAUGAGGCCAGCAUUUGGAAGGGCAGUCUAUGUGAACGAAGAGGGAUGGGACCAAGUACCUGACCCGGGAGCUGUUGGGAUCGUCGCUCUGGUAGAGGGUCUCCUCAAGAACCUACAGUGA
This is a messenger RNA of Pestalotiopsis fici W106-1, 1752 nucleotides long. RefSeq lists its product as uncharacterized. The coding region runs from base 1 to 1752 and encodes 583 amino acids. Gene Ontology annotation, cellular component: cytosol. NCBI's taxonomy places the organism in Eukaryota, Fungi, Ascomycota, Sordariomycetes, Amphisphaeriales, Sporocadaceae. The record is from RefSeq and is a predicted model, not a curated record. Gene Ontology annotation, biological process: glycerol catabolic process. Gene Ontology annotation, molecular function: ATP binding; glycerone kinase activity. The transcript has 4 exons.